AUGUCCUGCAACCGAAUCGCAAACGUUGAUGGAAAUGAUGAGACGCAUCAUAACUGCAUGAUGUGCUCAAAACCUGACGACGAGCAGACCAUGGUGGCCUGUGAUGUGUGUUCCAGGUGGGGCCAUUUUUCGUGUGUCGGAGUGGAUUCGUCAAUCAAAGAUCAUCCAUGGACAUGCGCGGAUUGUAGCGCUGCAGCUAAAAAAGGAACGUCAUCUCGUUCAAGCAAGUCCGGGAUGUCAUCAGCUUCACGACUCACUCUUCGGAUGAGAAAGUUGGACGAGGAAAAGGACGUGCAAAUGCAAAUUCUGGACGAAAAGGAAAAAGUGCAGCUAAAUAACGUCGCCAAAAAAUACGCUUUGCUGGCACAAGAAGCUUUAGCUGAAGACGGCGAUGUGAGUGUUCGGAGUAGGAGAAGUUUGAAAAGCACCGACAGUAAGGUACAGCAGUGGUUAUACCAAAAUCCGGUUCUGCAGAUGGGUACGGCAGUGGCAGAAACAACCCAAGCACCAUCUGGCAUCAAUGCAGGUAUUGGUAAACAAGCUGGGACCCAGCUGCCAGCAGUCACUUCAACGAACAACGCCGUCUACACUGGAGCAAUGAAGAAGAAUAGGCCAGGUAUGUUGCCGACGACGCAAGUGAACCCCGGUAGUGCCGAAGCUUUGCAGUUCCCUGCAUAUUUACAGUUUUUGCCACCAAAUUCUUUUGUCCCACAAAUGACAUCCACACUCCACCAACCAAUUGUAACGGGAAACAAUUACCCGGCUUUUCCCAUGGUGUCAUAUUGUACGGGAGCUCCGAUAGUUUCGAGUUUGCCAACCAUUGGGACCAAAGUCAAACAACCGAACAUUCCCGCCGGCUACAAUCAACAAUGGGAACCAGUGCCCCCGCCAGUGAAUGCCGUGCCAUUCCCUGUUGCCCAUCCGAUUACGUCGAUGGCUCACAAUCAACCGAUGGAAUAUCAACCGAGAUAUCAGCAUCCGACGAAUUACGACCAAGGAGCAAGAGAACACGACGGGAACUGGAAUCGAUUCCAACGUCAGCUAGCGGCCAGGCAAGUGGGCUAUAAGGAGUUACCAGUUUUCAAUGGCAAUCCCGAGGAUUGGUCACAGUUUAUUUCCAGCUAUCGGAACUCAACCAGUGUUUGUGGCUUUUCGGAUUCGGAGAAUCUGCUGCGAUUGCAGAAGUCGCUCAAGGGAAGCGCACUCGACGCGGUUCGGAGUAAUUUAUACGAACCUGCGUCGGUUCCACUGGUGAUGUCAAUGUUGGAGAAUUUAUUUGGAAACCCGGAACGACUAGUACAAGCUUUGCUGCAGAAAGUCAGAAGCACGCCCGCACCUAAACCCGACCGGCUUGAGACACUCAUCAAUUUUGGUGUUGCGGUUCAGAACCUGGUGGGCCAUAUGAGGUCUGCGAAUCUACGGUCACAUCUGACCAACCCCAGCCUGAUGCACGAGCUUGUGCAAAAACUUCCAGCAAAUUAUCGUCUUGACUGGUCUUUGCACAUGAGAAGAAUGGACAAAGUGGACUUGGAAGUUUUUUGCGACUACAUUUCGGUUCUUGUCUCAGCUGCCAACGAUGUUACGUUCACGUAUGAAGCUCCAUCGAAUAGAUCAACGAAACCGGAAAAGAAAGAUCGAGACACGGCCUUCAUUCACACUCAUGUUCAACCACAGGAGGCACGUAGUGAUCGUUUCACCAAAAAGGAACAACCUCGGCUGCAGAACGAAUCAAAACCGUGUUUUGUCUGCCGUAGUACUACGCAUCGAAUUCGAGACUGCCUGGACUAUAAAUCGUUAACAGUCCCCGAUCGUUGGAAGCUAGUGUCUGAGCACAAGUUGUGCCACAAGUGCCUGAUUCCACAUGGGAAGUGGAUUUGCAAAUCGAAGCGCAGGUGUGAGAUCGCUGGUUGCGAUCAGGAACACCAUACCCUACUACACCCAGGUCAACCGAAGGAGAGCUCUUCAGCGACGAUUGCAUUUCAUCAGCAGAUGAAAUCGGCUACAUUAUUUCGAAUUGUGCCGGUUAUUUUGUACAACGGAACAGCCAAACUGCAUACAUUCGCCUUCCUCGACGAUGGUUCGUCGACAACGCUUUUGGAACAAUCCGUGGCGGAUCAGCUGGGUGUUAAUGGUGUUCACCUUCCGCUCUGUAUGAUCUGGACAGCGAACGUGACUCGACGUGAAAACAGCUCAAAAAAGGUGAAUCUCGAGAUUUCUGGAUUGCGCAGUGAAAAGCGUGUACCACUUCAAGGCGUACGCACGGUUGAAAAACUCGACCUUCCGGUGCAAUCGCUUUGCUAUGAUUAUUUGGCUCGACGAUAUCCCUAUUUGGGAAAACUGCCAGUGGACAGUUACCAGGACGCAAUCCCGAAAAUAUUGAUUGGACUGGACAAUUUCAAGGCUGCAGUUCCAGUAAACAGACGUGAAGGUCAAGCACACGAGCCGGUGGCGUUGAAAUCCAGAAUAGGAUGGACGAUUUGUGGCAACGUUAGUGGUUCCAGCAAGUGUUCACAAGUACUGAAGGUUUCUCCGUCUUUGCACAUCUCUGAGUGUCCAGAGGAUAAAAAUCAGCCCAAUUUGCACGAUCUCGUGAAAGGAUUUUUCGCUGUUGAACGCCUGGGCAUCUCGGCGACCCCAGUCGCGCAAUCAGGAAACGAUCGACGGGCGGUGGAUAUUUUGAACAGAACCACUCGUUUUCGUGAAGACGGGCAUUACGAAACGGGCCUACUCUGGCGCUACGAUAAGUUUAGCUUUCCCCCGAGCCGUAGUAUGGCAGAAAGGCGGAAUCAAUGCCUACAGCGAAAAUUGGGUAAGGAUCCCGAGUUACGUGUGAAGGUGAAUAAGCAGAUACAAGACUACCUGGCCAAAGGGUACGCUCAUAAAGCUAGCGAACAGGAGUUAAAUGAGUCAGACCCCUACAGAACAUGGUAUCUUCCGAUUAGCGUGGUCACCAACCCAAAGAAGCCUGGGAAACUACGCAUCGUCUGGGAUGCGGCAGCGAAAUCCGGAAACGUUUGUCUGAAUGAUAUGCUCCUGAAAGGUCCGGACAUGUUAACUGCGUUGCCGACUGUUUUGUACCGUUUCCGGCAAAGACAAGUGUGCGUUACUGGGGACAUUCGAGAAAUGUACCACCAGGUGAAAAUUCGACGGGAAGAUCAGCAAGCGCAGAGAUUUUUGUGGUCCGAGGAACCGAAUUCGCAACCGGAAGUGUACGUGAUGGACGUGGCCACGUUCGGUGCUACGUGCUCACCCUGCUCGGCACAGCACAUAAAGAAUUGGAACGCUAAACGAUGGGAGGAGCAGUAUCCAGAAGCAGUCGAGGCCAUAAUCGAGGGCCACUAUGUGGACGACUAUGCGGAUAGCAGGGACACCCUGGAAGAAGUCGUUGAACUUACCCAAACGGUUCGUAUGAUACACUCGUCAGCAGGUAUGGAGUUAAGGAAUUUUCUAUCGAAUUCGAGUCAAGUUCUCUCUCAACUCGGACAAGAAUGUGUUACGGAACCGAAGCAAUUUAGCGACAAUACAGUGUACCAAAGCGAACGCGUACUUGGUAUGACUUGGUACCCAGACAGCGAUCAGUUCGGCUACAGAGUUCUGCUACGGGAUGAUUUGCAACAAUUGAUUGUCGGAAAAUUAAUUCUUUCGAAAAGAAUGAUAUUGAAAUUCGUCAUGAGUCUGUUUGACCCUUUAGGCUUACUUGCGCAUUUGUUGAUACAGGCCAAGGUGUUGAUCCAAACGUUGUGGAGAAACUCUGUGGGCUGGGAUGAUCCAGUUCCACCGGAGAUCGAAUCACUAUGGACGAGAUGGUUAGAUGUGUUCCGAGAGAUGGAUGUAGUGAGAAUCCCACGUUGCUACUUUCCCCAUUAUGCGAAAGAUAGUUAUCAAACGUUGCAAAUGCACGUAUUUGUUGAUGCAGGAGAGAACGCAUAUUCAGCUGUGGCAUACUUCCGGAUAGUUGACUGUGGACAGCCUCGAUGUAUUUUAGUGUCUUCCAAAGCCAGAGUGGCUCCAUUGAAGCCGUUAUCAAUGCCCCGCUUAGAGCUAGAAGCAGCAGUAAUCGGUAGCCGAAUGUCAAAAUCAAUUGCCCAAGGACACUCUAUUCCAAUCAAGAAAAAGUUCUUCUGGAGCGAUUCCAGCACGGUAUUGUCAUGGAUCAAGUCGGAUGCCAUGAAGUACCGGCCGUACGUGGCGUUUCGAGUGGGUGAAAUCCAAGAACUGACCAACGUUGAUGAGUGGCGCUGGGUCCCUACCAAAGAAAACGUAGCGGACGAGGCGACAAAAUGGGGAAAAGGUCCCUGUUUGAAAUCGGAUAGCAGAUGGUUCAUCGGGCCAGAGUUCCUGUACCUUGCUGAAGCGGAAUGGCCACAGAAGGUGGUUAAGCCAGUUGAGAUCGUCGAGGAACUGCGACCGAUACAUGUGCAUCGAGAAGUGAAGGACCAGCUGUACGAUUUAGGAAAGUUUUCCAAGUGGGAACGUCUUUUGCGAACCGUGUCGUUCAUGUUCAGUUGGAGGAAUCACGUUAGAAAAACUGGCCAGGUGAAAAAAGCAACUACGGUAGGCGAACUGAGACAGAUUGACUUCGAGUACGCUGAAAGAGCUCUAUGGCGUCUUGCUCAAAGUGAGGCGUACCCGGAUGAAAUCAUCAUAUUGGAAAAACUCAAGUCGGAUCCCAAAAACUUAAGCUGCAAACUGGAGAAAACCAGUCCUCUUCGUAAGCUGUCGCCGUUUGUAGACGAAACGGGAAUUAUAAGAAUGCAGAGCAGAACCGAGUAUUCGCCGUUUGCUGCGUAUGAUGCCAAGUACCCUAUCAUUUUGCCCAAAGGUCAUCGUGUGACGGAGUUGCUAAGCCGUUGUACGUCGGGUGGCGAAAGGAUGCUGUUGUGUAAGGUGUACAAGGCGAAACCGGAGGCGCCACGAAUGGCGCCUCUUCCGGAAGAACGAGUGACACCGGGAGGAAGGCCGUUUUCCGUAGUAGGCAUCGAUUACUUCGGUCCAUAUUCGAUCAAGAUUGGGCGAUCCAACGUCAAGAGGUGGGUGGCCUUAUUCACCUGCCUGGUGGUGAGAGCGGUGCACCUGGAAGCGGUCACGUCAUUGUCAACUGAAGCCUGUAAGCUUGCUAUACGCCGAUUCAUCGCACGCCGUGGACCCCCACUGAAGGUGUUCAGUGACAAUGGCACGAACUUUGUCGGCGCGAGUCGCGAGCUCCGGAACGAAAUAAAGAUGCUGAAUGAAGGGUUAGCUUCGACGUUCACGAACGCGGAAACCGAAUGGCUCUUCAAUCCCCCUUCCUCUCCGCACAUGGGCGGUGCGUGGGAGAGGAUGGUGCGCACGGUGAAGGUGGCAAUGAAUGCUUUACAUGAAUCUCGUUCUCCGACAGACGAAGUCUUUGUCACUGUUCUUUGUGAAGCGGAAUCCAUCGUCAACUCCAGGCCGUUGACACACCUCCCCUUGGAAACAGCUGACCAGGAAUCUUUGACACCCAACCAUUUUUUGCUGCUUAAUUCCCAUGGUGCUAAACAACCAGAAAAGCGUCCAACCAGCGAACGAGAAGCAUUGACCAGCGGGUGGAAUCAGUGUCAGAAGCUGCUAGAUACGUUCUGGCAAAGAUGGGUGAAAGAAUAUCUCCCAACACUCAAUCGAAGGACGAAAUGGUACGAUGACGUGAAGCCUAUAGUAAUCGGUGACCUGGUAUUCAUAGCUGAUGAUGGUAUUCGUAACCGUUGGAUCCGUGGCAAGGUUGUACGUACAGUUCCAGGGAAAGAUGGAAGAACGCGUCAGGCCUAUGUUCAAACUGGAAACAUGGGAAUCAUGAAAAGACCGGUGGCGAAGCUGGCAAUCGUGGACGUGAGAGAAUCGGGUAAAGCUGCUGAUCCGGAGCAUCUUUACGGGGCGGAGGAUGUUGCCACGGAUUUAAUCAUCGAUAAAGUGUUAGAAGCUAAGCGUGUAGGAGGUAAAAAGAGAGAAGAAUAA
Messenger RNA from Uranotaenia lowii, 5970 nucleotides. RefSeq lists its product as uncharacterized. Bases 1 to 5970 code for a protein of 1989 amino acids. The record is from RefSeq and is a predicted model, not a curated record. The transcript has 2 exons. Gene Ontology annotation, molecular function: nucleic acid binding. NCBI's taxonomy places the organism in Eukaryota, Metazoa, Arthropoda, Insecta, Diptera, Culicidae. Gene Ontology annotation, biological process: DNA integration.